UUAAAAUUCAAAAUGGCUAUACGUUGUUCUUUGUUAGAAGUCGCGCGAAAAUAUAAAUACGUUGAACGCGUUCGGAAAAUCAUCUAGAAGUGUUCGUUCUUCUUAUUGGACAGAAUGUCUCGCUCAAUGACGUAAACAAACAGAGAAGAAAAGAUGACGCAGAGAGAGAGAGAGAGAGAAGGAAAUGUGAGAUGAGAUCAUAAAAAGUGAUGUCAUCACGACACGCAAGGAUCAAUCUUUUUUUUUUUUGCAUUAUUCGCAUCGUUGAAUCUUUGAAUAGAAUUUAGGCGUACACGUGCCUAAUAGGAUAUAUACGUGUAUAUAAUACAUUCAAAAGCGAAAGUCACUAAAUAAUUACAUAUGUAUAUAUAUAUGUAUGUAUGUAUGAUAUGUAUAUAUAUAUAUACGUGAAAGCAGGCCAAGUCCACAUUUAGGAUGAAGGCUAUUAAGAAAAAUGGGGCAGUCGUGAUACGAAAAGAGGUCUUAAAGUUUAUACAUAAUAGUAGAUGGUCGACAUACGGAUUGGAGAGUGAAAUAGGACAGAAAUAGAAUUAAAAAGAAAAAAGGAGAAAUAUAUUAAAUACAACGGGACAACCUGACAGUCGAUUGGUUUUGGCGGGAGAUUAUCCCGCCUUUGGCUAAGACAUGUGCGAUUAUAACGUGCUCGAUUGUCACAUGUCAAACAUUGGAAAUUAUCAUAUUUGAUAAUACAUAUUGGAAAUUAUUAUAUUUUGAUAAAUUGUCCAAUAGAAAGAAAAGGAAAGAAAAGAAAAGAAAAAGAGAAAAAGAAUUAAAAUAAUUUACAAGAUAUUUCUAUCUGUAUAUGAUGUUCUCGUGAUGCAUUUGUUAACAUCAAAUUCAUCGAUAUUUAAUCUUUAUCAGGAAAGAUAGAGAAUGUAGAUAUGAAAUUGAUGAAAAUCUAUUCUAUUAAUAAUGGCGUCCUGAGGUAACGUGUGGAAUUUCGUAGAAAGGAAGAUUUUCUCUUUAGUUUUAUUAUAAAUGUCGUGAGAAUAUCUUCAAAAAGGAAGGAGUGUAGUGAUAAUGUGCUAUCGUCGAUGAAAAAAGAAAUAAAAAAAGAAAAAGAAAAUUAUGUAUAUAAAUGCAUUAACAAAUAAAGAAUGAUUGCAUAUUAUCGAUCGUCACGAAUAUGGAUGACGCGUGGCGAUCAACGUAUUAAUAUGAAAAAGAAGUAUUCGUGAGGCGUGGUGGAUAAUAAUUUUACAUAACAGUGGGUAAUACACGUUUAACAGAAAUAUCGUUCUCCUGGUACCGAAUGAAACUGGUUUGAUCGCUAUUUCUGCACGAGGUGCAGGUGGAGAACAGUGACCUUUCGAAUAGUGUGUCAAGUUCUCAUCGUAUAAAAAAAGAAAUAAGGGAAAAUGUCAAAUGAUGUAUAUACAGAUAUAUGGUACGAUGUUAUUCCACUUCACCAUAGGCCAGAAUUAGUUAAAGAAUGUUGUAAAUUGCUCAAUACAGAAUGGCCAAGAAGUGAAACAGCUCGACUAAAGUCUUUGAAGGUAUCUUGCGACGAGUUUCCUACAUGUUUGGUUUUAUUAGAUAGAGAAAGUCGAGUUCUUGGCCAUUGUAAAGUAUCUUUGAUACCUAAAGUACGUCAUAGCUGUUACAUUGAAUCAGUUGUAGUCGAUUACAAGUCCAGAGCUCAAGGAUUGGGAUCUAGAUUGUUACGUGGGACGGAAGAAUAUGUGGCAAGGAAAGGUUUCAAAACAGUAUACUUGAUAACAAAAGGUCAAGAACUAUUUUAUAUUAAAAAUGGAUAUACGAUUUGUGACCCCAUCGAAACGUGUGGAUUUAGAAAAUUUCUACCUCCUACUACCAUAGUCGAAGCAAAACAUAAAGAAAAAAAUACACUUUUUUCUGGUCCCCCACCCCCUCCAAUGCCACAAUUAGUAUUUGAAUAUUUUGAUAUAAGAAUGCUAUCUCAAAAAACACACAUGGUUAAAAAAUUAUGAUAAUUACAUUUUACAGAUUUUUUCAAAAUACCUUUUUGCAUUUGAAUUUAUUAUUUUUACGAAGAUAGCCAAUCACAAUGAUAAUCCUUGAUCUUAUUCUUGAGUGAAUUAUGAAUAAUAUAUGAGAUGAUUGAUUGAUUGUAUGUUUUCAAGUAUCAAAUGUUACAUAUAUUUCCUGCAUGUGUA
Vespa mandarinia (Asian giant hornet) is the source of this 2156-nucleotide messenger RNA. RefSeq names its product N-alpha-acetyltransferase 80 (gene Naa80). Gene Ontology annotation, molecular function: N-acetyltransferase activity; acetyl-CoA binding. Gene Ontology annotation, cellular component: cytoplasm. Gene Ontology annotation, biological process: protein acetylation. NCBI's taxonomy places the organism in Eukaryota, Metazoa, Arthropoda, Insecta, Hymenoptera, Vespidae. The record is from RefSeq and is a predicted model, not a curated record.